This is a messenger RNA of Fundulus heteroclitus (mummichog), 2349 nucleotides long. Its product is annotated as interleukin-17 receptor D. Gene Ontology annotation, molecular function: protein binding; interleukin-17 receptor activity. The record is from RefSeq and is a predicted model, not a curated record. Lineage: Eukaryota; Metazoa; Chordata; Actinopteri; Cyprinodontiformes; Fundulidae.
GAUUCCUCGAGGAACCAAACCCACCACAGUUUUCAGCUGAGCGACCUUCAUGAAGGAACCAACUACAACUGUACGAUCGCUGCUAAGCAGGUGGAUGCCGUAAGAAAACUCUUCAAGAUUCAUGUCAACGGCUCUCAGAAAACAGAUAGCUCUCUGUCCUUUGCUGUGGUGUUAGCUCUGUGUCUGCCUGCGGCAGCCAUAUUUGGAGUCCUGCUGGCUGCUUUAUUGUGUUGGAGGUCAAAGACGCACAGGAAGCAAGUGGAUGUAAACCCAGAAAUUCUCCCCUUCCAUGAAGAGAACAAGACCCAAAAGGAAGUGGUGUUGUGGGCUGGGGACGCGCCGACCCCUCCCCGCCUUCUGAUCUGCUACAGUGGCCAUGAUGGCCCUGCUCAUGUAAAAGCUGUCAUGCAGUUGGGCGCCUUCGUACAGCAGCACAUGGCAACCAAGGUGUGCCUGGACCUUUGGGACUCUCUGGGCGUGGCGGAGGAGGGCGGAAUGGCCUGGUACUGUCGGCAGAUCCGGGAGAGCGACUUCGUCCUGGUGAUCUGCUCUCCGGGACUCAGGCAGAGCCGUGACCCAGAGGCGACCCGAGACGACAAGUCGGACUUGACGGCAAAUGCCUGCAGCUCUGAAGCCAUCAUCCGGCUGAUUGGAGAAGAGCUGGGCCGAGCCAAAGCCCGGGGAGAAGACCUGUCUAAGUACAUGGCGGCCGUCUUCAAGUACAGCCAGGAGACGGACAUCCCCACCGAGCUGAGGCUGGCCUCUCACUACUCGUUGCCCCGCGACUUUCCGCUGCUCUUCUCUCACCUCCACGGCGUGGCCCUGCACAGACCGGGCGCUUACCUGAAGAUCAACAACAUCACGGAGGAAGGGUUUGCUCGCGUCCCGGCAGGAGCUGCUCUGCAGCUGGCUAUCCAGGAGGCGGGGAUGGCGCUGAGCGGGAAACAGCGGCACGUGGAGGACGGCCAGGACUGCAGGAGAGUGCAUGCUUAAAGCACCAGACACAACUGGGGGGGAGAGAUUAAGAUCUUGUUUUUGCAGUACAUAUCUUUCUGUAGGGGCUGGAAAUUCACACCGGAUGUCAGCGACGACCCAAGUUAUCCACACAAACUAGGGACUUGACCUGCCAGUAUUUCUGGUGUCGGGGUGCCGUUCGUCCCAACAUGGUGUCUGCCAUGACACCCGUGGAGUUCAACUCUGGUCUCAUUUGACCAGAUUAUACUUUCCAUUUCAUUUACCCGUCCAAAUAUUCAGCAGCAAACUUAAACUCAUUUCUUUUUCUUCGGCAGUGGAGUCUUGUGCAGUGGAUUACCUAUGGCUUUGCUGGAAAUACUGUCUGUGAAUCGCGCUUGGCUCUUUUAGAGCUCUUCUUUUGACUCUUCUGUCAGAAACCGUCCAAAGGCCACUGGGUCGUGACUGAAUUGUGGGGAAAUUAUCCAUCCAUCCAUUUUCCAUCAUGCUUGUCCCUCAUUGGGUCGCGAGGGUUGCUGGUACCUCUUUCCAGCAUCCAAUGGGCGAGAGGCGGGGUACACCCUGAACAGGUCGCCAGUCUAUCUCAGUGGAGAAAUUAUGCUCUUUCCAAUUGAGGAUUUUGGCCCCACCAUUCAGAAGCGUGGAAAUGUUUCUAGAACCAACCCCUUAGAGUGAUUUUUUUUUUUUUUUUUGCAACAGUCAAUUUGUGAUGGUUUCUUGAGAGAGCUCUUUGAAUUUACCCAUAAAUGUACACUGAUGUGGAGCAAAUUGCGACAGAUUCUGCAUGGUUACUUGGCUUUUUCUGCCUUUUUGCAGCUUGUCCCCCCCCCCCCCCCACCCAUGUGUUCAGUACUUGUUCCCUUCGUCGUUCCAGUUUAUUAAGCCACACAUAACUCAAUAUUUGAUUCCCUGGGGCGUGUGGAUCACUUUGGUUUAUGAUGAUAUGCGGAAGGAUUUUCAUGUCAAGAGCCAUACUUCUUUCCGAACUGUAACCACUUUGCGUACAUCAUGCUGCAGUAGUAACGGGCCGGGCCUCAGACACAACUUUGCACUAUGAAUUAUGACUUUAUGCAUGCAGUAAUAUACAUAAAUAUAAGUACUUAAGUAGGUAAUGUCUUGUAAAAUGCUGCUACCACUUUAAACACUUUGAAAAUAAGCACUAUGUAUCUAAAGUUACUUUCAAGAAUGACAGUUAUAUGUUGUUUUAAAAUACAGUACAUAUAUUAUAAAUAUGUGUUUACACCUAUUUAUCCUUGUGCCUAUCUGAAAUUGUCCAAAUAUUUUGAGUUGAAUGGAAGGUUUAUCUAUCUAUCUAUCUAUCUAUCUAUCUAUCUAUCUAUCUAUCUAUCUAUCUAUCUAUCUAUCUAUCUAUCUAUC